AUGCAAGAGUUAGGUCAAUGGAAGGAACAUAUUUCUCACCUGUUGAAUGUCGCAAACGAUUAUAUUCGUGAAGUUCCUUCUAAUCAACUCUACACGGCUGCUGCUAUCGCGGUUUUCACAACCCUAAUUAUUCUCCUACUUUGUUAUUUUAAGCACGCCAGGUUGAACACCAUCGUGUUGAUUGGUCUUAGUGAGAGUGGGAAACUGUUAUCUUCUAUCAGCUUAAGGAUGGCCCUACUCAUCAAGGCAUUGGUACAUCGGCGGAACCAAAUGAAGACACUUUUUUCUUCAUAG
Molecule: messenger RNA, 294 nt
Organism: Vicia faba (fava bean)
Lineage: Eukaryota; Viridiplantae; Streptophyta; Magnoliopsida; Fabales; Fabaceae
Source: the annotation of a GenBank genome assembly